AUGUUGCCCAAGAAUACCACCAUCGCACUCAUUACCAUUAUUGCCUCUUUAAGUAGCGCAUCUGCUAUCCCAGCUGCUGCUCCCCAGGGAGGAAUUGCUGAGAUUAUUCCAGGACCAGGACCGCCUAGCUUGGAGUCCCUUGGUUUAACAUCCGAGGAUCUCUACUAUGAAACUAUACGCAAGCGCAAGCCUUCUCCUCUCGAGAAGCGGUUUAAGCUCACUUGCCAGGAUAAGGUGGUGGGCGAGUGCCAGCCAGUAAUGCCCAGGCUUGUGUCAAUGGACACAAAGAAAUGCACAGUGAAUGGUGCAAAUGCCAUAUUCUGUACAUCUGGCAAGGCUGCUCUUGGUGGCUCUAAUGUCUCGGGUGGAGGUAGUGCGAGCUCCUAUUGGCUGAUCUUGAGAAUAUCCUUACCUUGUCGUGACGUGGCAUACGGUGCGCGGAAGAUUGUAGGCAAAUGCAAUAAGCGUGGUGGUGUCGCUGGUGCCAACGCUGCUGGAGGAAACGGAUUUCUUAUUACCUAA
This is a messenger RNA of Talaromyces proteolyticus, 522 nucleotides long. RefSeq lists its product as uncharacterized. The transcript is spliced from 4 exons. The record is from RefSeq and is a predicted model, not a curated record. Bases 1 to 522 code for a protein of 173 amino acids. Lineage: Eukaryota; Fungi; Ascomycota; Eurotiomycetes; Eurotiales; Trichocomaceae.